UAUAGAGGGUGAUUCUGGCGUUCAGCUGAUGCGGGGAAGCAAGAAGGGCCCAGAGAACUUCUACGAGACGGGAGUUGUGUCCUCUCGGUUCAACGCCAUUCACGACCACUCCAACUACGCCAGCACCGUUGGGAUGGGAGAAAUAGCUGUCGUUCAAAACGGCGUGGAGUUUCGAACCAGGCAUAACGACUAUAAGCUCAAAAUGCCCUCUACCACCUCAACUGAAUACCACGCAACAGAGAACGUUCCGUUUCCCGAUGUACCACCUGAAGUGACCAGUCUAUCUACGGUGGAUGAACAAAUCGUGGAGAUGAGAGAAUGGUUCAAGGCGUUUGCCACCCAGAACACCACACACAGAGACUACAGGGAGUAUUUCAAACCCAUCAUGUGUUACCUGGAGGGCGCCUGGACGCUGGACGCUGACCUAACGGAACCGUUUGAGAGUGACCGACAUCACAUUGAUGCUAACUCCUGGUUUGAGCUGCACGAUAUAGUGCGAUACGCCUCCUACACGGGCACAAAGAGCAGACUCGAAAACUUUGCCUACCUGCCCACCACCAUCAUGUCUGUCAAUGAAACUACAGGUGAACCAACUUACGCUCAGUGGAACUACCGUAUUCUAUGUUCACCUUUGAAAGAAGACAUGCCCUUGAAACACCUCAGACAGAUGGAUGACCUGGCAUACCGUGUGCCCAACAAAAAGACGCAGGAAACUGUGCGGUACAGCCGUGCUGCCAGGUACAGGGUCUACGAGGGAGAUAAGGACAGAUUCACCAAAUACUCCAAAAUCGACCGCUUGUUCUACACAGUCCCGGGUAUGGACAAUAUCCCUUCCGCUAACAUGAGCCAAGAGUCGUUCGGUGAAGAGAUGUUCUCUAUGGAGUCAGAUAAGGACAUUCCCCUCAAGAUUGGUUACUACCAUCGCUGGUUCCGAUUUGGCCAGCCGGGCGCCAUGGGGCAAAAGACUGUCGCUCGAGGGUACAACGACGCCAACCUUUGGGUGGCUCAGACCACGCAGGAACGAGUAGCUCCCAUCCGUCUGCAUACUUGUACGUCGAAGAGGGUAAAAGUAAACAACAAAUGGAAGAAACAAGAAGAAUGCAAGACUGUCUACACACGAUUCAGCUACGCCAUUCCUUUGGAGAUUAUUUUCCUCACACCACUGCAGAGCUGGAACCCUUACGACAUUGAGACUUUCAAGGGCGAUUUGGACACGUCUGACCCGGCAGACACAGUGAAGAAAUCGGUCGGUGUGCUGGACAGGGGCGGUAACCUCAGGAAAACCACGGCCUCCGGGGUGAAGAUCGUGCUGCAAGACAUUGAAGGCGUUGGCAGAGUCCGUCUGAGGUACCCCAUCGCCCCCCUGCACGGAGAAGGAAGUCCAGUGUGGAAAGAGCUCAAUGCUCUCAAGUAUAUGGUGAAAGAACAGGCGGCAAAGAAUGCAGCACCACCCGCUGAAGUCUCCUUCAUGAUUCCUCUACAUCGACUCUGA
Messenger RNA from Aplysia californica (California sea hare), 1492 nucleotides. RefSeq lists its product as uncharacterized. The transcript is spliced from 12 exons. NCBI's taxonomy places the organism in Eukaryota, Metazoa, Mollusca, Gastropoda, Aplysiida, Aplysiidae. Bases 29 to 1492 code for a protein of 487 amino acids. The record is from RefSeq and is a predicted model, not a curated record.